CUUUUUUCUUUCUCACUAUGGAUAUCUCCAGUAUCUCUAUAGACAUAUCUUCUCAAAACUAGAAUAUCAACCGUUCAGAUGUCAUAAGUUUCAUCCACACAUCAUCGAGGAAUACGUUGGAAUACGCCAGGUGUCCUCAGCUGCCACUAUAAAAAUGUUAAAUGAAAAGUUUCUGGCGCGUUGGUCGUGCUUGACAGAGUUUUAAUUCGCUUUCCCCGAUUGUAAAAAACUAACAUUCUUACAAGGAAGAAUGCCUUUUGGGGUAUAUCAGGGUAUAUCCGCUUCCAUUACUAUAAGAACGCUUAAGAAGCGAGAGUCCGUUUUUGCUGCUCUUUCCUUCCUUCAUCCGCUUUCACAGUCAGUUCGCUAUUGACCCAAGCAGCCUCUUGCGCAAAACAAUGUCAGAAGCUACGAGCCCACUGGACAAGUUUCCAUCAAUCUUCCGCCGUAGCACCAGUAUCUACCCAAACAAUGGAACGGCUAAUGGACACCAAGCAAAGGCAGAUAGUACGACGACUUUCUCACCUGCUCAGCCAUUCAAAAAAGCCAACACGCAUUUGACUUUUGAGCAAUCUGGACUGUCUGCCGCGGCGGAUUUCGUUAGACACAAAGAGGCGAUUGAUGAUAGGAAAUUGGCGCUGGAACAUGGACUUUCCUUGCUUUCCAAACUGCCCCCAGGCGACUUUGCCCAAAAGUUACAGGACGACGUUAUCAAACUUUUGUAUAACGAUCUCUCGCAUCCCCCCGCGACUUUAAUCGGAAACAAGUACGCAUGGCGUUCGGCGGAUGGAUCCGGGAACAACAUUGGAGACCCAGAUUUGGGGAAGGCUGGAGCUACUUACGCGCGAUCGGUGCAACAAAGUCAUCCGCUGUCUCCGAGCGAACUUCCUGACCCAGGAUUAAUCUUCGAUACGCUCUUAAAGCGCGAUGGUUUCCAGAGUCAUCCUGCCGGGCUUUCCUCGCUCAUGUUUUCAUUCGCCGCUUUGGUUAUCCACAGUGUGUUCCGAACGUCACAUACGGACGUAAACAUUAACGAGACAUCUUCUUAUUGCGAUUUGGCUCCUCUCUAUGGUCAUAACCAAGAGACUCAGGACCGAGUUCGUAGAAAGGAAGGUUUAGGGCUAUUACACCCUGACUCAUUUGCAGAGGAUAGGCUACUCUUGCUUCCUCCUGCAGUAUGCGUUUUAUUAGUGCUGUUUAGUCGGAAUCACAAUUACAUUGCGAAGAAACUCUUUGACAUAAACGAGCGGAAGAAGUACAAAGACCCUUCCACGCUUUCUGGUGACGCACUCGCUGCUCAGGAUGAGGAGUUGUUCCAGACCGCGCGCUUGGUGAAUUGUGGUUGGUUCGGCACAGUCAUCUUUUCUGAUUAUGUCUCCUGUAUUCUGGGUCUGGUAAGGCAAGGGAGUAAUUGGAGCUUGGAUCCCUUCGGAGAAAUGAGAAACUCUGACCACUCUGAAUUUGAAAGAGGACGGGGGAACAGCUGCAGUGUGGAGUUCAACUGUCUUUACCGUUGGCACGCGACUACAAGCCAGGAAGACGAGCAAUGGACUUUGCAGAAGCUGCAGCAAAUCUUCCCAGAUAAGCCCAUCGAGGACUUGACGGCUAUGGAUUUCGUUAUUGGGGCAAAGAAAGCUAUGGCUCAACUACCCGAUCUCAGUCACUGGACUUUUGGCGAUUUGAAAAGACAAGAAGACGGGUCCUUCCGGGAUGAAGAUUUGGCCAAUUUGCUUAAAAAUGCCACUGAGCAUCCUGCAGGUGCUUUCCGCGCUCGGGGUACGCCAGAAUGCAUGCGGCUUCAUGAAAUCAUGGGGAUCACUCAAAAUCGCGCAUGGGGGGUGUGUUCGUUGAACGACUUCAGGAAGUAUUUAGGUCUCAAACCCUAUAGCACUUUCUUGGAAUGGAAUUCGAACCCGGAAAUCGCUCAUGCUGCCGAGAAGCUGUACGGAAAUAUCGAAUACCUUGAGCUUUAUGUUGGUUUGCAAGCGGAGGAAGCUAAACCUGUGGUGGAUGGAGCUGGGUUAUGUCCUGGCUACACCAUUAGUCGUGCAAUCCUUAGCGAUGCCAUCGCACUCACCCGUGGGGACCGCUACUUCACGCACGACUUCACCCCAUUCAACCUUACUGCGUGGGGUUUCGCCGACUGUCAACGCCAGCCUGAUGCUUUUGGAUUCGGGAGUGCCUUGGGCCGACUCUUCCUUCGUACCCUCCCCGAACAGUUCACGGAGAACAGCACUUAUGCGUUUUUCCCUCUGAUGACGCCUCAGGCAAUGACUGUCUAUUUGAAGGAUUUGAAUCUCUCCGAUCAAUAUGAUAUGAAACGACCGACGACGAGAAAUCCGGGAGUGGUGGCGAUGGAUUAUACGCAGGUGGGGAACAUCAUAAGGGAUCCGAAGUUUAUUGCGCAUUAUGAAAAGCGAGCGAAAGACGUCGUUUCUGGGAAAGGCUUCUUCAGUGCACCUGAAGACCGCACAGAGCAGAAACGGGUUCUCGGUGCUUUAGCUGGAACUUCUGAGGCUUCGGCGGAAUUGACGAAAUUCUUUUUCGAGAAAACACAAGAACUCAUCAAGAGCAACUCGUUCAAUCUUUCGGGAUCCAAGACACGUUCCGUAAACCUAGUUCGGGACGUUCUUAAGCUUGUUCCUAUACAUUGGAUUGCCGAUCUCAGCGGGUUGAAGAUCAAGAAUUCAUCGUCCGACGAUGGUGAUUUCACGGCCACUGAGUUAUAUGGGAUGCUUGGGGAUAUCUAUUCCUAUAUUUUCUUGGACGUCGAGCUCUCGAAGCUCAUGGUCCUCAAGGAACGGGUUCAAUCUCAUGUAAAGCUUCUUUUGGAAAAGAUCGAGACCGGACUAGGAGGAUCGAUAAGUAGAAUGCUCUCUAUCUCUAACAUCCUCUCCCUCUUCCGACCCAAGAAAACCACUGAGCACAUCAUUGUGCAACAUCUCCAAAAACUCGGAUAUACCUCCGCCCGCGAGCAAGGCAACGUGCUUUUGGCGAUCAUGGUCGGAAGCGUGGAACUUUCUGUGGCUUGUACAAAUAUGGUAGAUCUGUAUCUGGAUUCGGAGUACGAGGAUGCUAUUAGGAACUUGGCAUUGACCGGGGACAAGGAGGGUGAUUUGGUGGGGUAUGCGAGGGAGGCGUUGAGAUUGGAUCCUUCGUUUAAAGGCGUCUACCGUAUCGCCUCAUCCGACCAUAAUUCAGAUGGACUGAACAUUCAAAAGGACGGAAGAGUGUUUUUGGAUAUCUAUGCUGCCGGCAGAAAUGACCAAGUCUUCCCUCAACCCGAUACAGUCAAUGCGCGGAGGGAUCAGAGUGGAAAAACUUACAUCAUUAGCGAUGGAAUCUCUCGAUGCCUUGGAGAAGACAUCACUGUUAAGAUCAUGACCCAUGUCCUUCGUGGUAUCUUCGCCAUUAAAGAUAUUCAACGCGCCCCCGGAAACUCUGGUGUCCUCAACAGAUUCAAAGACCAUGACCGACCCGAGCUGAAUUAUGCAUACCUGGACGAAAACAAGUUUGUGACGCCCUGGCCGAAUUCGUUGAGUGUUGUGUACACAGAUGAUUCUUGAUUCUUGAAGUUUGAGGGGGUUGGGGUAGUAGUGUAGUCUGCUGUCUUGUCUUUUUUACAAAUGGCCUCACCAAAAACCACUUAGUGUUGUGGUAUAUACCAAAACUCUUCAAGGACAAUUUCUAGUAAUAUAUAUGCCUUCUUGUAAA
Messenger RNA from Lentinula edodes (shiitake mushroom), 3714 nucleotides. RefSeq names its product putative linoleate diol synthase. NCBI's taxonomy places the organism in Eukaryota, Fungi, Basidiomycota, Agaricomycetes, Agaricales, Omphalotaceae. Gene Ontology annotation, biological process: response to oxidative stress. Bases 399 to 3566 code for a protein of 1055 amino acids. The transcript is spliced from 27 exons. The record is from RefSeq and is a predicted model, not a curated record. Gene Ontology annotation, molecular function: monooxygenase activity; heme binding; iron ion binding.